AUGGCCUCGACCAGCUCUAAUGGAGCCGCUAUCACUCCUCUCCCUCGUCCACGGCUGCCUCCCUCCUCGAGAUCAAGAUGCAGACCGCCCUCAAAGCGCUACAUUUCCAACAAAUCUCGGAGGUGCUUCUCAUCUGCGUCUUCCUCAGGAGCAGAGCAGCAGUCUCGAGAGCCAUCAAAGGACGUCGCAGCGCAGAUCCGCGCUCUCAUGCGGCAGUCCGCUCAGCCGGUAGCGAUCAUCACUGCUUUCCUCCCACCUGCCUCUGCCUCCAAAUCAAAAGGCUCAGCCAGUGAGGGUAGUAGCACGAUUGUUGGAGAAGAGGAAGAAGCAGAUAGAGGGGAGGCCUUGCUGGUGCACGGAGCCACACUCUCCUCUCUAACGACCGUCUCCCUUGACCCUCCUCGAGUGGCCUUUUCCCUCAAGCUGCCCAGUCGCAUGGCCGACGCCCUGCUCCACCAUCAGCGUCACUCUCAGAGGAUACGGGCAGCGAAGUACCCUUCAAGCCACCUCUCUCCUCGCCCGCAUUUCAUCAUCAAUCUUCUCUCCAGCACACAGGCACGCAUAGCUGCCUCUCUUGCCCGACCAGGCACUGCUCCCCUCGACCCCGCAACGCACCCCACGCUCCUCUGGAGUAGCGCUAGUAAGGCUGCAGCGGCAGCAGCAGCGGUGACACAGGGGGAGCUGGGCUCGGCAGAGCAGGUCAUGGGAGGGGAUGCACAUCCACUGCACAUGGAGGAUCUAGUGAUGAGUGCACAUGCGUUCUCUUCCCGUAGUAGUACGGCAGGCGGGAGUGUAGGGACGGACAAAGGGCAGAGAGAAGUAGAGGAGGAAGGGGAAGGGGAAGGAGUGCCCCUCUUGCGAGAUUCACUCGGUGCGCUGGCUUGCACCCUCGAGACAAGCCUGGAUCUCGGCUCAGAAGUCAUCACAAUGGACUCGUCUGCUCAUGACCGAGGAGAGGGCGAGGGGCAAGGCAAGGUGGAUGAAGCGGAAGAAGCGGGCAGCAGGCUCUUCAUUGCUAGGGUAGAUGCUGUCGAGGGCGUGCAGCAGGCAAACUGCUCUACCGGUGCCGGUGGUGGAGUGGAGUCCGACGAGGAGAGCAAGCUGCCGUUGCUGUAUUGGCGGUUAGGCUUUACGACCGUCAAGCAGGAGAGCUAG
Messenger RNA from Microstroma glucosiphilum, 1155 nucleotides. RefSeq lists its product as hypothetical. The transcript has a single exon. Gene Ontology annotation, molecular function: FMN binding; riboflavin reductase (NADPH) activity. The record is from RefSeq and is a predicted model, not a curated record. Lineage: Eukaryota; Fungi; Basidiomycota; Exobasidiomycetes; Microstromatales; Microstromataceae. Bases 1 to 1155 code for a protein of 384 amino acids.